Molecule: messenger RNA, 1230 nt
Organism: Symbiodinium sp. CCMP2456
Lineage: Eukaryota; Dinophyceae; Suessiales; Symbiodiniaceae
Source: the annotation of a GenBank genome assembly
AUGAUCCGUCUCCGCCCCUCCAACGAACGUGGCCACUUCGACCACGGUUGGCUCAACACGUACCACACGUUCUCGUUCAGCGGCUACCAAGACCCCGCCCACGAGCGGUUCCGCUCGCUGCGGGUGAUGAACGAGGACUUCGUCGCUGGCGGCCAGGGCUUCGGCGCCCACGGGCACCGCGACAUGGAGAUCGUCACUUACGUUUUGUCGGGCGCGCUGGCGCACAAGGACUCGAUGGGCAACGGCGAGGUGCUCCGCCCCGGCGAGUUCCAGCGUAUGACGGCCGGCACGGGCAUCCGCCACAGCGAGUUCAACGACUCGCCAACGGAGCCGGUCCACCUCUACCAGAUUUGGCUGCUGCCCGACCGCGAGGGUCACGAGCCGAGUUACGAGCAAAAGCCUUUCGACGCGGCCGGUCGCCGCAACCGGUUGCAACUGGUCGCCUCGCCCGAUGGCGCCGACGGUUCGCUGACGAUCCACCAAGACGCCCGCAUCUAUCUGGCGGACCUCGAAGCCGAACGCUCGGUGACGACGAACGUCGCCGCGGGCCGUCAUGCUUGGCUGCAAGUGCUGCGUGGCGCGGUCGAGCUAAACGGCGUCCGCUUAGAGACCAGCGACGGCGCCGCCGUUAGCGACGAGACGCAACUGACGAUCGAAGCUGUCGGCCCCGCCGAAGUGAAACCGAAAAUGCCAAACAUCCUCCCCAACACCGACAACGGCCUGAUCACCGCGGACAACUCGGUCCUGGUCUUCAUCGAUCACCAGCCGCAAAUGCUAUUCGGCGUCGCCAGCGGCAUCGAUCGUCAGCUGCUGGUGAACAACGUGCUGCUACUUGCCCGCGGAGCGAAGGAGUUCGGCGUGCCUACGAUUCUGACGACGGUCGAGACCGAGUCCUUCAGCGGGCCGAUGUGGCCGCAACUGCUUGAUGUCUUCCCAGAGCAGACGCCGAUCGAGCGUACGGGGAUGAACUCUUGGGACAGCCCCGAGUUCCGCGAAGCGAUCAAGGCGACCGGCCGGAAGAACAUUCUCCUCUCGGGCCUGUGGACCGAAGUCUGCAUCACGUGGCCGACGCUGCAGAUGCUGGCCGAAGGCUAUAAUAUCUACGUCGUCGAUGACGCCGUCGGCGGCACUUCCCCUGCGGCGCACGAGGCAGCGUUGUCGCGGAUGACGCAGGCCGGCGCCGUACGGAUGACGAGCGUUGCGACGGUGCUCGAGUGGCAGCGUGACUGG